This is a messenger RNA of Plasmodium inui San Antonio 1, 3552 nucleotides long. RefSeq lists its product as hypothetical. NCBI's taxonomy places the organism in Eukaryota, Apicomplexa, Aconoidasida, Haemosporida, Plasmodiidae. The record is from RefSeq and is a predicted model, not a curated record. The transcript has a single exon. Bases 1 to 3552 code for a protein of 1183 amino acids.
AUGGCGAGGAAACGGGGAGGGGCGCCGUCGUGGAUGCGCGCGUUGCUGCUGGCGACGUUAUUGACGAUCUACCUGUGCAACGCGCUAGUGGCCCUAACGAUAAACAAAGAAGACAGCUUCUUUGGUAAGCGUAAAAAUGACGACCAAGUGAAGAUCUCAACCGUCGUGUUCAAUCUGCAAGACGAAAGGAUGUACCUCAGUGAAGAAUACUUUGAAAAUCUUAUGCCAUUGCAGAAUCUUCUAAUGCUCUGUUUCAAAUCGGACGAAAAAAGUGAAAUCCUCAAAGAGGUAGGUAUAGAUAAUGUUAGGACCCUUUUUUAUGAAAAUUUUAAAAAUGAGGUGUAUGAAAAAAUCCUUCUCCUUUUUAAAUUCAUAAAAGAGAAUUUUUCCGACCUGACCAAAAGGGUAAAAGAAGAAAAAGAAAAAAACUAUCUCUCAGAAGAAGACUAUCUAUCCGAUGAGAGAUUACUUCACCUAUUAGAAGAUGUAAUAACUAACGAAAUAGAAAAAAAUGCAUUCUAUUUUGAGAAACUAAUUCAAUUUAUAACACUACGAAAAUGUAUUACGAUACAUACUUCUAUGAAUCUGGAGGAUACAACAAACCCGAUCGUCCUCAUCAUGAAAGUUGACCCACAAAAGAAUCAAGUCCACUUCAAAAUUACCAAUUAUCUAUCCGAAAUGGAAGAACAAGAAAUAUACGAGACAGUAAUAAAUGAAGGACAGGAGAAGGAAAAAGUACGCUUGCUAAAAAGUAUAUUAAACCCAAUAAAGACAAAUAGCCUAGUCAUGAAAAUGACGAAAAAGAAACCCUUACCGGUUAGUCACUUUCGAAAUUUAUGUACUAAACAUAAUUUCCAAGUCGCAUCGGAAAAUUGGGUAGAAUACUUCUAUACCCAUAAUGAGACCUUAUGUCAUGUCGAAACAUGUGGGUCCGGCGAUUGCCUCUUCCUCUCAUUACAAUAUCUAUUAGACAAAAAUGGAGUAAGAACUAGUAACGUCGUCCCCAGUGUAAACGUCCCGGAGAGCUCCUUCAUCCCUUGGUAUGUACGAAAUGUUAAGCAGACUGGCGAUCCCAAAUUUAAUGUUACUGAUUUGAGAUAUCUAAGCACAUUUUAUUUUAUCAAAUUCUUUCCUGGAUAUAAUGAAGAAGACGAAAUAGACGAGCAUUUCAUAAAUGGACAAUUUGACCUCCUCAUCAAUCUCGAGUUUACGAAUUAUUAUUUGAAGAAGAAUUACCUCUAUAAAGUUAUGCAGGGAAAUAAAAGUAGUGAGAAAAAAAAGUCCGUUAUGACGCUCAUUUCGAACUAUAUGAAUAAGUACCUCUUUUCUCGUGGACGGCCUCUGCUCGACGGCACCCAGGAGGACGAGGAUGCGGACUGUAGCUCGAACACGUGCAAGAAGGGAAACACAGAGGGGGAAGAGGCCGGCGGCACUGCGGAUGGUGGGAGCGACGGCCGAAGUGGAAAUACGGAUGGAAGUGGAAACGCGGAUGGAAGUGGAGGCGGAAGCGCAGGCGGAACCGGAAGCGGAAGCAGAGGCCGAAGUGGAACCGGGUUGAGCUUAGACAAACGGGGCGGAGGGCCCAUCAGAGGCCGAGAAGGAGACGGAGGCUAUGACGAUGGCGAUGGCGACGUCCCGGGAGGCAACCACAACAGUGACAGAAGCAGAAGGGAUGUGGGCCAGGGGAGAAAGAGUGACCACAGACCAGCCGUCAGACGCAGGGGAAGCACUAGCAGCAUGACUGACAGCGGCAAUUUCAGAAGCUCUGGCGGUAGGUCCACAUUCGGCCUAACUGGCAGCAGUGGCAACCUCGCAAGUGGCAACCUCGCAAGUGGCAACCUGAGUAGAGGCGACGUGCAGGAAAAAAGUGCACCUCCCCUAAGUCCUCAUGCCAGCGAGCGCUCCUUAAAUUCGAUCGCCCAUCGGUGGCAUGAAUCCACCAACAGUCGCGCUGACGCCGCUGGGAUAGGCUGGUCUGAGUCUGCCAACGCGAUGCUCGGAGAUGAAGACAAAGUGGUGAAAUUGCUGAAGGUGGAAGAGGGAGGUGAGGGAAAAAAAUUCACAAAGAACACAUACCGGGGAGUGACCUACGCCGCGAAGGACUCCCCAGCUAAGAACACCACGGUGAAGCACAGAACCAUUACUCUCUCGUUCAAAAGAGACAAUACCAGCAGUGGUGACAGCGGAAGGGUGAAAAUUCCCCCCGGAAUGAGGAGCCCAUCCCUCUCCCAUGCAUCCAGAGUCACUAAAACGCCGCUGCCGAUCCCUGUAGAUGCCAGUACGCACAAAUAUAAAGACAACAGAAGAAACAUGGAAAUACCCAAUACAGAAUCAGCGGCAUCUAUGAAGGAUGAAUACCAACGUGUAGUCGAGCCAUACCCAUCAGACAGUGAAAACAGCGAAAAAAGGGAAUCCAUCGAUAUUGUGAAGCCCAAAAGGCAUUUUUCCAGCCAAGGGAUUUUAGCAACCACGUCUGAAAGUCAACCUAAAAGGUCUGUCAUGCGAUUGACGUUAAUUGAAAAAGAAAAAAAAAAUCGCUUUCAUGAUGAAGCUAUAACAGAAUCGGGAGAAUCCACCAACGCGACAGAGGAGAGUCAGAUGGGAAGCCAAAAGGACAGCGAAAUGGACAGUCAAAUAGACAGUCAAAUAGACAGUCAAAUGGAUAGCCAAAUGGGUAUCCAAUUGGGUAGCCAAAAGGACAAAGACAAUGACGAACAAUAUGGUCAUAACGCGCUAUCCGACCCAAAUGCUAACAAUGAGAUGACCGAUUAUGAUGACAUCCUGGAAGAAGUGCAUCAGGGGGGGUACCGAAUCUACGAGCUCAUUUUCUUCAAACUAGUGUCCCUAUCAGCGAAUAAAAUGACCUAUGAUGAGUUAAAGAAGGUUAAAAGAAGAAACAUGCAUGAGCUAAUCGGUGCAAAUCUCAAAUCUAAAGUAAUCGGCUCUCAUGUUUUUAUGAAACAAAUAACACAAGGUACCAUACUUCCAUUUUUUAAUUACGUAAAUAUAAAGAACAAAUUGAACAAUGUCAAUCGAAAGGAGAAUUAUGCUAAUCGAGAUCUCUACGUUAUUAUCACGGACACGACCUUCAAUAAAAAGAUUAAAAGACCAAAGGAUGGAUUACUCACCAGAAGUCUACUCUUUAAGCAUAAUGGAGACUGCAUAUCUUACUGGUCCAUCAAGAACAAUCAUUACCACUUCACUUGCGACAAUAAAGUCAUUCAGACCAAGACGAUUGAGGAAAAGGCAUCUGCCUUUUUCUACGAGAGGACAAGGACAGGACACAUCCACUGGGGGGAUGAGACAGAUUAUGAAGGUUUCCAGAAAAUGUUUAAUAUAGGAUUAAUUACUUUUAUUAAUAACAGUACCAAAUUUUUUUUUCCUAAGGAUAUUUUCACAGAUUACCCUGUGUACUUUCUGAUCUACUUCUAUUCUGGUAUUCACUUCGAGCCGGGUAUCCACUUCUCGGUGCAGAACGACCGGGAGAUCUGGAACUCCGCCUACGAGAGCACUAGGAUUCCGCCCUCCUUCCGGCAGGUGGACGCGCAAUAG